GAAUUUCAGUACAAUUCGAGCGCGUGUCAAAACAAGUUGAGUGAGAUAAUGGUUGGCAAACUUGUCUUGAUUAUUUUAUAAAGAAGAUACAUUCUCGCGUAAACAAAUAUUUGUUGUUCAAGUUUUCUGGUCACACCACAACGAAUUAACAAACAUACACUGAAUUUAAACGAGCUAAGUAAGUAAACAAAGUACUAUACAUAUGUUGUUACGUUUAGUGUUGAAAAUUUAAAGUCAUUGCUAAUUCCAUGACAACAUGGAAUAAAUGCAAAUUCUAUAAACAAAUCAAACGGAAAUGGACUAGACUCGGUUAAAAUAUAAUGUAAACACACGAAAUCCGCGAUCCAUGAAUUAGGGGACGUGAGCAAAAAGCGAAAUAUUAAGAACAAAAACAAAAAGGCAAAUUAAGUGUAUUUCCAUACGUGUAAACAAGCUCCAAAGCAAUAACAACAAGACAAAAUGCGUUUCGGCAGAAUCACAACAGCAACAACUAAUAAAAGCAAACAUACCGGAGCAAUAACCGCUGCAAAGUAGCCAAUUUGUGUGGGUGGUAAAGUGUAAAAGAACCGCGUCUGCUGAAUAAAGUGCUUAGUAUUGUCGAAUUGUAACUGUUGGAAAAUAUAAGUAAGCACUGCGAAAAACGUUUUAUUUAUACCUCAAACAGGUGCACAUCAAGCAACGACAGCAAUAGUAGCUGCAAUAAGCAUACUUAAGUGGAAUCACAAUUGCACAACGCGUCGCUCACCGGCUGCAUUAACGGAUGGAUGCAUCAACACAUCAGAGGGCAACGAACUGUUGAUUGGAAUAUAUUGAUUGCGCUAACUCCAAAGUUGCAAACAAUACAUGAAAUGGCACUAUUAAAAUUAGCUAGUAAACAAAUACAACCCUGAGUCGCAGCUGAUUCGCCUGACACACUCACAUAUAUUUAUUUCUUUUUCCUUUGGCAACUUCGCUUUAAUAUUUAAUAUUAAUAAAAAUAAGUAUGAGUGCUUCUCAAUCUACACUUAUAGUAAAGAAUAUACCAAAAUUCAUAAGCGAUAUAACAUCGAUAUUACCAUCGGCAGCGAAGGAAGUGAAACCAUUUGGCCGCCGACGCGUGCUGCUCACCUACGAGAAUGAACAGGCGGCUCAAACCGUUUUCGAGCAGCUGCAGCAGUUGGAAGUUAAGCCUGGUAAACUGCUGAAUGUAACAUUCUUUCGCAAAAAUGUGAAACCGGUUGCAAAUACUAAUAUUGGAAAAACGACGACCUCUAGCAAAGCGACGCAGACGAAACUACAUCCAAGCAAUGAGACGGCAUUACCACAAAUCAGCAAGCAACUAGGCCUUGUUGAAACUAUAUAUGAAGAGAACGGCGCUGACAAGAACAAUGCAUCCAGUUACUUAACUAAGCGAAAUAAGCCGCAAUUAUCAACACAACAUUACAAAUAUCUAAUUUGCAUCGAUUUUGAAGCAACCUGCUGGGCGGAUCAAGCUCCACCACAAUGGCGUGAGUCCGAAGUAAUAGAAUUCCCCGCUAUUUUGGUGAAUGCGCAAACAGGUAAAAUUGAAGCCGAAUUCCAUAAAUAUGUCAUGCCAAUUGAAUCGCCGAAACUGAGCGCAUACUGCACCGAACUUACUGGCAUCAAACAGCAUAUGGUCGAUGAUGGAAUGCCAUUGCAAACAGCUAUCAUGAUGUUUCAAGAAUGGUUACGCAAAGAGUUACGCGCACGAAAUUUACAACUGCCGAAAAUGUCCAAGGAUAAAAUGACUGGCAAUUGCGCGUUUGUCACCUGGACCGAUUGGGAUUUUGGUAUUUGCUUGGCGAAAGAGUGUCAGCGGAAAAGGCUGAAGAAACCUUCCUAUUUCAAUCAGUGGAUCGAUUUACGUGCCGUUUUCCGGGCGUGGUACAAAUAUAAGCCGUUAAACUUUGCCGAUGCCAUAACGCAUGUCGGGCUCACAUUUGAGGGGCGUCCACACUCGGGUCAAGAUGACGCACGCAAUUUGGCGGCGUUGGCGCAUAAGAUGACAUGUGAUGGCGCGCCACUGGCGAUAACUAAGGACCUCGCGCCAUUUCAACUCAACUCGAAUUGCAUGCUUUAAGCUUUAAGUGGCAAACUGGUGGUGUAGAAAGUAUGAAGUUGUAUUUUAUUUUGUAUGCCUCUUUUUUAUAUUAUCCACUUAAAAUACUUGCAAUUUUCAGAAGACCUUAUGAAUUAUUAUUUAAAUGUUUCGUUUUUUUUUUGUUUGUAUAAGAAUUGUUUUUCGCGAUUAUUUAAAAUUCUGUGUGAUUUUGAAUAUAUGUUUUAUGGAAAAAUGUAAUAAUAAUGCGUUUAGUAAUUAGUCGAUAUACAUAUCUGCUUCAUUUUAAAUGUAUUCACAAUUUUAAUAUAUUAUUUUUUUAUUGAUUCAAAAAUAAUACAUAUGCAUUUAUAUUUGAACUCUGCUACUUAUAUAAUAUGAGAAACUGGCGCUGAAGUGCUUA
Molecule: messenger RNA, 2462 nt
Organism: Bactrocera latifrons
Lineage: Eukaryota; Metazoa; Arthropoda; Insecta; Diptera; Tephritidae
Product: ERI1 exoribonuclease 2-like
Exons: 4
Coding region: 983-2080 (365 amino acids)
Biological process (GO): exonucleolytic trimming to generate mature 3'-end of 5.8S rRNA from tricistronic rRNA transcript (SSU-rRNA, 5.8S rRNA, LSU-rRNA); mRNA splicing, via spliceosome
Cellular component (GO): U12-type spliceosomal complex
Molecular function (GO): pre-mRNA intronic binding; 3'-5'-RNA exonuclease activity; U12 snRNA binding
Source: RefSeq, a predicted model, not a curated record